Molecule: messenger RNA, 315 nt
Organism: Emiliania huxleyi CCMP1516
Lineage: Eukaryota; Haptophyta; Isochrysidales; Noelaerhabdaceae
Exons: 2
Coding region: 1-315 (104 amino acids)
Source: RefSeq, a predicted model, not a curated record
AUGAUCUCCACAGCCCCUGAGCAGGCGGUGACGGCGUGGCUCGCGCUCGACCCCGCGGACGAGGACAACGGCUGCCUGCGCUAUGUGCGCGGCUCGGCCGCCGGCGGCGUGCGAGCGCACCGCUAUAGCGGCGUGAUCGGCUUCUCGCAGACGCUGGACGCUGCCGCGGACGCCGCCGACGCGCAAAACGAGUUUGCGUUGCCCGCGGCGCCGGGCGACUUGCUGCUCCACACGGCGACGAUGGUGCAGCCGAUGUAUGGCGGCGCGGCGCGACUGGCGGGCGCUGCCACCCUGCCAAGUGGAGGCAAGGUUUGA